Messenger RNA from Encephalitozoon romaleae SJ-2008, 2586 nucleotides. RefSeq lists its product as hypothetical. Gene Ontology annotation, cellular component: cytosol. Gene Ontology annotation, biological process: tRNA methylation. The coding region runs from base 1 to 2586 and encodes 861 amino acids. Lineage: Eukaryota; Fungi; Microsporidia; Unikaryonidae. The transcript has a single exon. The record is from RefSeq and is a predicted model, not a curated record.
AUGUCUCCUGGCUGGAGUGCUAAAGAUCUUUCUCUACUGGCAGUGGAAGUCUCUAGAAUGCACAGAAUUAGUCACGAUGAGAUAAUGUCUAUGAACCUCAAAAGUGGAACGAAAAUAUCCUAUGUCCGAAAAAAUGGGUCUGAGUCCAUGCUCGACUAUCUAUGGAAAUACAAUGACGAGGAAUCCAAGACCAGAUUUAAGCUCUGCCUGAUGGAAACACAGUUUAAAAACUGCACUGAUGGUGCUGUAGAUAACCUAUUACUACUCCUUCCUACCGCAUCCAAGGAAAGCCAGGCUACAAUAUUCAUAAUGUUCUACAAACUUGCCACAAAGUACAAGGUGCAUGAUGAAAAGGUGCUUUGCGAAUGUAGGGCAUAUAUACACAUAACCUUCUUGAGGCAGCCCAUUCUGAAGACACUGAUAGCAUACUCCCUUUCCAGGGCAGACCUUGUUUUUAAGAUAUUUACCUAUGAAGAAGUCAUAGAAAUGAGCCUUUUCGAUCCCAAGGGCUUAAGUCCAGAGGAUCCAAGGUCCAUAAGGCUUGUGAAAAGGAUCUUUUCCAAUAUGGACAAGGCUUCUUUUAAGUAUUCAAAAAGAAUACUUAGGGAUAUGGACGAAAGGCUUUUUUUGUAUCUGCCAGACAGACUCAGUAGCACAGGAUACUCACACCUUCGAGAACUAAUUAGAGAACUUUCUCCUGACAAGAUUCAGACGAUUAGCAAGAUGACUACAGAUGAUUCUGUAAUAAGGCUAUUUCUGCCGUUAAAAAUGGACGAUGUGCGCAAGUUCUUUACUUACAAAGACAUAGAUGUAAGAAUCGAGUCGGUUAGACAUAUCAAUAACGUUGAGCUGAUGGAGAAAUUUCUAGAGGUUAACCAAUUUAUCUACGGUAGAAGCAUGCUUAAGUUACUAUGCAGAUACUUUCGGUCAUGGCUUAAAAAAGGAACCAAUGAGAAGCAUAGGCUUAGCACGAUGCAUUCGGAGGUUGUAGCUCCUAUGGUCAGAAGCAGAAACACAUCUAGGAGGUUGCUUGGGGUGUACCUUAUGGAUUCAUUUAUAUCAGAGGGUAUUAUUGAGGCACCUGGAUGCGCCCAAUUACUAUUUGACUCUGAUUAUGAGAUAAGGAAGGUUGGCUGCAAAUACAGUGGUAUAUCCCUAAGCUUCAAGGAAAUGAGUACGAAGAUAGAGAGCUAUCAAUCAUACGAUGUGGAUGGGUGUGUAGAAUACAUCAAGAGCUACCAGCCAAAGGGGGUUGUUAGUACUCUGAAGAAGGUCUUUGACAGCAAAAUGGCAGACAUUAUAGGUGGGAAAAAAGGUAUGGAAGAGGUUUCAAUCCACGGGUUUCUAAAUCUGUUUUCAGGAAUGAGAUAUGAUAUUGGGGCCUGUGUAGAUGUCAUUUACAAAUGUUGCUUCGAGAAGCUUUCAAAUGAUAUCUAUGGAAAAGAGUACGAGAGGUUGAGGAUUUAUUGUAAAAACAUGAAUGAGUGUUGUAAAUAUUAUUACUCAAUGGCAUUGGACAGUAGCAAGAGCUCUCUUUGGAGGCUGGUGGAAGUACUUUUACACAUAAACCACCUAGGUGUCAUACUUCAGGUGUCUCAAUAUUUGAAUGCAGCACUUAAGAGCGGAGUCCUUGGGAGGCAUGAUCUACUAGAGAUAAUAGACAUGUCAUUUAAUAGAGUUAAGGAUUGCAAGGUUUCUUUCAGGAGAAGUGGAGGAAUACCCCUACUCUUUGCGGCCAUUCUUAAAAGCUGUCCAUUCGUUAUUGAUAACAUCCUAGAGAAGUUAUUUGAGUUAAUUAAUAGGGGCGACAAUGCCACCCAACUUCAUUGUCUAAACAUUCUAAGUAGGAUUAUUGAUGAUGGAUGCCUAAGCUCAAAGAUACCCUUUAAGAUGACUGAGUUGUUCAAGUUAGCCUUCAGAUGUAGUCGAUCCCAUCCUUGGGCCAUAAGAAAUGCAGGAAUAGAGAUAUUCUCCCAUCUAGUUAGAAAAGUAUUUGUAAAAGAUUCAGAAUGUAUUGCUUCCAUGGCCUACAAGGAACUUAGGGGCCUGCUUUACAAGGAGCUUAGUUCCUGCUAUAGCGAGGAAAACAAUGUCCUAGCAUUUCUUAUCCUUCAUCUGUAUGGAAGGAUAAAGAAGCUAGACAAAGAAGAAGUGAAGCUGGUUCGAAGAUUUUCAAGCAAAAGUGGAGUAAUAGGAUCAAAAUCCAAAAACAUCUGCGAGGGAAAAGAAUGGACAAAGCCCGGGCAGCCAGAAGGCCAGAUGGCAUUUGAUCACAAAUUAAGUGAAGGAGAGAUACUUCUCAGAUUAUUAAUACUUUUGGACUCGGAGCAUGCAGGGGAAAGAAGAAUGGCAGAACGUUAUAUGAAAGACACUUACAAGCUAUCUCUGCAUUCUGAGGAGUACUUCAAGCACCGAAUAGCUGAAAGGAUUUGCAGCAUUGGAUACAGAGACAUUGCAAUUCAGGGACUCAGGAAAUAUAACCUAAGUGUCGAGAAAUCCCUAAGUUGCUUCUUUAGAGAUUCUCCUUCGAAUGAGAGGUUUGAUUUUGAAUACAAUAUGUCUCUCAUGCAGAAGUACAAGAACUAA